Messenger RNA from Synchiropus splendidus (mandarinfish), 5053 nucleotides. RefSeq names its product AT-hook transcription factor (gene akna). The transcript is spliced from 22 exons. The coding region runs from base 1287 to 4847 and encodes 1186 amino acids. Gene Ontology annotation, biological process: epithelial to mesenchymal transition; neuroblast delamination; neuroblast division in subventricular zone. The record is from RefSeq and is a predicted model, not a curated record. Gene Ontology annotation, cellular component: centrosome. Lineage: Eukaryota; Metazoa; Chordata; Actinopteri; Syngnathiformes; Callionymidae.
UUUUUUUUUUUUUUUGGAAUGUGUAAUUAUUAGUGCUGUCAUUCGAUUAAAAAAAUAAUCGAAUUAAUUGCAGGAUUUUGUAAUUUAUUAACCGAAUUAAUCGCAUUUUUAUGUCAUAUCUGCUAAAGGUCUCCUGAUAAAGAAUUUGAGUUCUAGGGUAUUAAAAAAUUGUAGUGCAUGACUAAUCAAUUGAAUACAGUAAGAAGAGAAGAACUGUGCUUCAUAAAUUAAAUCCAAAAGUAAAGGUCAGGCACAUCCGCAAUUCAGUUAGGCUCAGGUGCAUUAUUCAAAAACAAAUACAGCAAUGCAGUGAAAUAAAUAAAAUAAAGCUGUCUUCAAAAAUGUAAAACAAACAUCAAUACAGUUAAAUAAAUAAAAUAAGGCUGUUUUCAAAAAUGUAAAACAAACAUCAAUACAGUUAAAUAAAUAAAAUAAGGCUGUUUUCAAAAAUUUAAUACAAAUACAACGAUUCAGUUAAAUAAAUACAAUUCUGAAAUAAAAUAAGGCUGUCUCAAAUAGGCACUUCAGCUCAAUAUAGCGAUUCCAAAAUGAAUAAUAGAAGUGUAACACGCCUAAAUGAGGCAAAAUGAAGAACCGUUGAAAUUAUUUCAUGUGUUAAAUUGCGGCGUAAUUAAUUCAUUGAAUUAACGCAUUAAAAUGACAGCACUAGUAAUUAUGCAUCUUUUUAAAAAGUUUCUGAACAUGCCAUAAAAAUGAUUACCAUUUACAGUUAGUACCUUAUUUUACCUAACAUUACAUCCAAAUCUCUACUCAGUCCCUGCUACUCAUUAUUCACUGCAACAGUGUGGUCCACUUUAAGUCUGAGCAGAUACUCCUGUGCUCUAAGAGGAUUUACUCUAGACUCUUUGGAACAGCUCUGUCAGCCUAGACUAGCGUCUAGUUGCCCUUCUGUUCCAUGAUUCAUUUCUGCUGCACUCCAAGAAGAACCAGGUCUGGAUCCACUUGUUGGAGUGUCUUCCAUACUUUCUGCUCUGGACACGGCUGGCAGCUGUCAUGUCAGUACCGCUGUCUGCUGGCACAGCACCCAGAUCAUCAAGAUCUGUGGGCCAUGAAGCCCCCAGUCUGGGGGUUUAGAUCAGCUUAAUGUCCCAGUCUGGUCCUAGAUAGGAACUCGCAAAGCUGCAGGGCCUACAUGGAUGCUGCAGUGUCACUUGCAACACUUUGAAUUGCUGUCACCAUGGAUGUAAAAGCACAUUUGACCUCUGAGCGAACUCCUCACCCACUGAAAGUAUCUGUCCCUGGCUGACCUGACAUCAACCAGAAGGAUGGCAACCAGGACUCGAACUAAAAUGACAACAGGGGUUUUGUUUUGGACCCCAGCACCCACCUGUAGCUCACCUACCAGCUCCGUGGGGUCUGAAGAAGAAUGGGAGCACGAAGAUGACUUUGAUACCCAGAUGGAUGAUAACGGCAUCAUUGGGUUGACGGACGCUGUCGGGGCGGCUCGACUCGAGGAUUUCCAUGAUCAGUUGGAUCUUCAAUGUGAGCCCGAUUUCCUCAAGCCGGAGGAGUCAGAUCCUGGUGCGAUAGAUGAGCCUGUGGUCUUUUUUGGGAGGGAGGAUGACUGUCUAGAGAGUGUGGUGAAUAAUGGAGACAAGAACACAGACGAGAUCUUGGGUCCUGCCACAAAAGAUCACUUCCCAACAUGCCACCCUAACCUGAGUCUUCUGGGAGGCCCUGCUGCUCAACACUGUGAUACUGACACUUCUACGCUCACGCCUGCUCAUCCUAAUAUUUCACAUCCAAAGAAGCGUCCUGAACAACCCUCGGUCAUCUCAAGAAUUCCUCACCUACCAACACCCCGGAGUCCUCUUUCAUCCUCCUGUCCUGCCUUUUCCACUUCUAAACCUCACGAGUCAAGAAAGGGGAGCCUCCGGAAACCAAACUUCUCCAAGGUUGAACCCAGAGUCCGCUUCCCGAGAGGUGAUUACAAGCCGCCCAAGAGCAGGCUGAGCUGUGGGAAGAAAUCGCUCUCACCGCAGCCUUUGUUGGAGUGUACGCCCCUUGCUGACUUUGCAACAGAGAGCCUGGUGAAAGGGCCCUGCGACAGACCCGACGGUGGUAAACCGUCCACCACUGUUCCCGACCAGGCCACGACAUUACUGGAGCAGCUCCAGGAAGACUACAACAACCUGCUGAUUAAAUAUGCUGAGGCGGAGAACACUAUUGAUCGUCUGCGUCUGGAAGCCAAGGUGGGCCUCAACUAUAACUUCCCAGCACCAAUUCAGUCCGUGAAGUCUCAAGCAGCCAACGAAACCUCCAAGCUCCUGUCGCUGUGUUUCCCUCAAGCACAAAGAGCCGACGAUGCACUUCAUUCAGUCUCACACUCCAACCAGCAAGGAGCUGGUUCCCCCGAUUCUUCACCCGCCACAAUUGCUCAAGGCCCUCAAUCUCAGCUGGGACGGGAGCUGUCCGACAUACUCUGCGCUCAGGCCGACAAGUUUCUCCAGCAGUUGCAGGUUUUCGAUGACCUUCUGAAGAAGAAAAAGCUCAAAUCUGUGGAUCAGAUCUCGGGUUUCUCCAAACUGCACCAUGGUCUCUCCUCUCUGGAAAGGAGUUACCUUACUGCCAAGAACCAUGAGAAAUCCUUGCAGCAGAUGGGAGAACCAGUCAGCCACUUUGAUCCGGACCGGGAGUUGGAGGAGCUGAUUCUUCUGUGUGGGCAGCACAUGGAUGAGCUGAAGAAGCAGGUGGAGCAGGCCACGCCAACACUGCCCAAGUUAGAGGACACUGUGCUGUUAGCACCUACUUCUCACGCAAAGAACACACGGGAAACUUUCCAUGGUGAUUCACUUGAGUCGACUCCUGAGACAGUGAGCUCUGACGAUGACGAUUUUAGGCUACAAUCUAUCUACCUCAAACCUCCGAAUGGAUAUGAAGAUGAUGAAGAUGUAAACACGCUGUCACACAGCUCUCAGAACCACGACGUCUGGGAAGGAUCUGGCGAGGAAGGAGAAGCCCAUUCAUCUGCAGCUGUCCAGACUGAAAUAGAGUUUGGGCGUGAGGGGAAUGAAGUUGUCAGAUGUUCUGCACACCGUGAUGCAGAGUCCAGGCACAGCGGAAGUGUGCGCCCAAGUGUGGAAAAUUCAGUGGGAAGUGAUUUUAAACCCAAACACUGUGACGACAAGCAACAUACUGGAUGUGUGAAAAUGGAUUCUGAAACGCAAAGCCGGAUUGAAUUUGACCCACGGGACUCAGCUCACACCUCCUCAGCCAAACUGCUAACCAGAAAACCUACCUCUCUGCUACUUGAGGAUUCUGCUUCUCCCUCGAAUCAUCCUCCUGACAGCUGCAAGGAAGCAGAAGCCUUUAAAUCGUCCUGCUGCAGACUGGAUAUGGCUGCGCCACUGAGUCCAAAAACACAAUGUAGAAUAAGAAAGGCCGUUUCCCAGCCGGACGGCGUCAUCUCCCCAGAGACGGACAGUGGGUUUGUGGGUUCAGAUAGCAGUCGACUCAAUCUUGCUACUACUGCUGUUCACCACCAGAAGGUGCCAAAACGUGGCUCUCCAGUCCAUCUGGAGGUUGAGGCACCGGGGACAGUGACGGGGUCAUCUCCAGGCCUUCCCCCUCGUUCCUCUUCAUCCAGCAGAACACGGUCUUCCACCGCAGGCUCUGGAAAAGCCAGGAGAACAGAAAGUCCCAUUUCCUCUCCUUUACAAUGGGCGAAAAAAGCUGGGGUUCUGAGCGACUCCUCUGAGUUUGAGAUGGAGAGUGACCAACCACCCAGCCUUUCUGCUGAUGGUCAGGAUGACCAGUUUCAUGAACGCUUCAUGUUAGGGUGUGUGUCCUCCCAGAGCUCCACCUCCGUCACUCUGCAUCGCCAUGACAAUGUUCUAAAAGCUGUUGGCUGCCAUCAGGUGGAGGACUGCAAAGAUGUGGUUCGCAACCUGCAGGUGGAAGUGGACCGAUUACGGGACAAAAUAAAAAGCUCUCUGAAGCAGACAGGCCAACUCCCUGCUCUGAUGUCUGGCCCGUCGAAAACUUCCACACCGCGUCAAAGGUCUAAAACCAGAUGGAGUGAUACUAGUGGAGAAGAAGUGAGAUUUGAUUGUGAUGAGUCCAAGAUGAAAAGUCCAAGGAAACACACGAGCAAAACCAGAUCACGAUCUGCAUCCAGACUCAAACAGCGACAUCGCAUCAUGAGCUCCUCGGAACAGGAGCUCUCCACCCACCCACUACUGGUGUCAAGAUUCACUCAGACGGGUGCAGCUUCACUCACCGUCUGCAGCAGCAGCCAGACACACAGGCAGGAUCCUCGCGUGUCUGCUGAAGAACUCGAUCGACGGAAAGUUCAAGACCCUCCUUGUCCACGCUGUUUGUGUCAUCUCUCAUCAUGUUUUCAAUGGCCAGAUGGUGGCGGUAGAGAGCCGGCUCGCACCGCCUCUGGUCACUGCCCUCAUUGUGGACAGUGUCAGUAUUCUAAAAGCACUGAGACAGAUGGUCACCCAGGCAGAGAUUCCUCGGGUCACAGCCGGUCCACACCUGCUGGGCCUCAGGACAAAGAGCGACACACUCACGCUCCUCCAUUUGUGCAGUGUGUUCCAGUGUGUCCACCGUCAGUGCUGUUGUACCCGAACCUCCAACCCGUUUUUAUGUCUCCUGCCAGCAAAGGUGACGCUCCCUCAGGGGUCAAAGUUCACCAUGCGUUUAAGAGCAAGAGCGUGAGACGCGCUCCGUCUUCAGGUGAGCAAAGCUUCCUGGAGGACUCUCUGGACCGAGCCGUGCGAGCAGCUCAGAAGAUGAAGCGCAGGUCCAGACACAUUGUGCGUUCUCUGGCUUCGGACCUGCAGCACCAGGACCUGCUGUCUCACUCCUGCUCCUUCUGACCUAGAAGCAACAGAACUGUAAAAGACUCAGGUGACUAAGUGGUGACGAAAGUCAACGUGCUGUGAUGUUACUAGUGUCUUCUGUGAUAGUUAGAUCUCAUGCACUAUUCCCAAAAUCUGAAGAUCAUGUGAUUUAUUUUUCAUUUUAAUGUGCAUUCUACCUUUACACUGUUUUUUUUUAAUUAAAAACUUUGAUUGUAAACUCA